Messenger RNA from Drosophila ficusphila, 2362 nucleotides. It is a transcript of the gene Marcal1, whose product is annotated as SWI/SNF-related matrix-associated actin-dependent regulator of chromatin subfamily A-like protein 1. The record is from RefSeq and is a predicted model, not a curated record. The transcript is spliced from 7 exons. The coding region runs from base 38 to 2305 and encodes 755 amino acids. Gene Ontology annotation, molecular function: ATP binding; ATP-dependent chromatin remodeler activity. Gene Ontology annotation, biological process: replication fork processing; DNA repair. Lineage: Eukaryota; Metazoa; Arthropoda; Insecta; Diptera; Drosophilidae. Gene Ontology annotation, cellular component: nuclear replication fork.
UUUACUAAUUCCGCCAAAUUUCGUUAAUCGUCGCAGCAUGUCAUCUUGCAGUUCGUCUGAAAUUGCGGAGAAGAAGCGCAUUGCGCUGGCCAAGCUGCAGGCCAAGAAGUCCCAGUUGCUAGCCAGCUCAACCAGCGGAAAGCUAACCACGAAUCCAACAAAUGCGCAGCAACAAGUUGGGAAUAGAAACGGAAAUCCGAAUCAACCACAAGCCAAAUCUCCAUUAAACUUCUACAAAUCGCCGCCGGCAGCGCAGGAGAAGAUCAGCAAGGUUUUCGCCUCCACAUCCAAUGACAACAAGAGUUCGUCCUUUCUGAAUGCUCUGAAGGCCAUUAAGCAGACCUCCACCCGAGAACUAUCUAGAGGAGGUGCUCAUCCUUACCAACGACCAAAUGGAGGGAGUCCUAGAAAUAAGCCUACUCUGUCACUUGCUCCGGAAAAGGAGAAGCCAGCGACUGUAAUGCUCGGUAACUCAAUCACCUGCAACCUGUUUAUGACCAGUACGCAGCGGUUUGCUGCCCAGACUUCAGGAUAUCACGAAAAACUCAUAGCCGUGUUCAAAAACAUGCCCACUAAAACCUACGAUGGUCAAACCCGUAUCUGGAGUUUCGACCUCUCGGACUACCAAUCUCUGCAGACUCAUGCCGCGGAUCUCAAGCCAUAUGUACACAUGGUCGGCAUUCCAAAGAAGGUGAUAAGUCUCUGCCAGCAACCACCAGUUGUUUUGGAAAGAAGUGUGUUAGCUUCUAUAGAACCAAAACUGGCGGACCAACUUAUGCCCUUUCAGCAGGAUGGAGUAUGCUUUUCCAUUGCCCAAAAGGGCCGUAUUAUGAUCUGUGAUGAAAUGGGCCUGGGAAAAACCUAUCAGUCCUUGGCUGUGGCCGACUAUUUUAAGGAUGAUUGGCCCCUUCUUAUCUGCACCACCGCCUCUACAAGAGAUACCUGGGCAAAACACAUCGUGGAACUGCUGCCCAAGGUGCCCGUUCACUAUGUUCAAGUGCUGAACAACAAUCAACAAUAUGUGGGUGAGGCGCAGGUGCUUAUUACCAGCUACAACAUGAUGGAACGGCACAUGGAAAAGCUGCUGCAGCGCAAGUACGGCUUUAUCAUUUUCGACGAGUCGCAUACGCUGAAGAACAGCAAAGCCAAGUGCACGUCCGUGGCCAAAAGGCUAACAGAUCAAGCCAAGCGGGUUGUUUUGCUAUCCGGAACUCCAGCUCUCUCGCGACCUUUGGAGCUCUUUACUCAACUCCAGAUGGUGGAUACCAAAUUCAUGAAUUUCAUGGAGUUUACCACUCGUUAUUGUGACGGCAAACAGUCCACAUUUGGCUGGGAUGCCACGGGACAGUCAAACCUGGAGGAACUAAAGGUUAUACUCACCCUAAAAUAUAUGCUGAGGCGAACAAAAACGGAGGUGCUACCUCAGCUUGCAGAAAAAAAUCGUGAAACAGUAGUCUUAGAUCCCGCUUUAGUUUGGACCAACGACGAGACUAAGGAAACCUUGGAAACCUUCAACAAAGAGCUAAAAACAUGUAAAGGCAAGGCCAUGGAGGAGAUUUUGAUUCGUUUUUAUGCACGCACCGCAGAAGUCAAAGCCAAAGCCGUGUGUGCCUACCUGAAAACUCUUGUAAAGGAGCAAAAGAAGUUUAUUAUUUUUGCCCAUCACCGGGUCAUGAUGGACGCCAUAAGUGACUGUCUCAGUGAACUGAAAGUACACUAUAUUCGAAUCGAUGGACAGACGCGAAGCGAUCUCAGGUCGGAUUUUGUCGACACAUUCCAAAAGAAAAGCAGCUGUAAGGUGGCGGUGCUGUCCCUAAAAGCCUGCAACGCAGGAAUCACAUUAACUGCAGCUGAGAUUAUAGUAUUCGCUGAGCUGGACUGGAAUCCUAGUACUCUGGCGCAGGCCGAGAGUCGUGCCCAUCGCAUUGGCCAGACAAAACCGGUGAUCUGUCGCUAUUUAAUGGCACACAAAACAGCAGACGAUACGAUCUGGAACAUGCUGAAAAACAAGCAGGAGGUGCUCAGUAAAGUGGGAAUCUUUGCGGAGAAUCUUCAGAAGGCCACCCACACAACAGCACCAACAUCGUCGCACAAAAUCGAGGAAUUCUUCUCGCCAGCAAAACCCGCAUCCUCUAAUCCGCAAAGGGGAAGCAUAAUACAAUAUCUUUCGCCUGCUCCUCAAAAAACAUCCAGGGAACAAAAUAAUAAUAAUACGAAGAAUGCGAAUGAAAACAAAGUUGAGUCGGAUAUCGCAGCCUUUUUUAAUGAUGAAGAUGAUGAAGCUUUGCUGGAUUUAGAUAUUUAACUAUUUAUAACUUACUCUGUUAAAUCAAUUAUUUUAAAUAAAUUUAAGUUGAGAAUG